AAAAGAAAAAUAAGUAAACCCUACGCCCCGUUUCCAUCCUCCUCUCCCAGUUUUGCUUUCCUGCUCGUCCGUUGUUGCCGCAGUCGCCCGUCCGAUUCGCACGGCAACCAGGAGUUUUCUGAUGGAGGCUACGGAUUGGGAAAUAUCUUCAGGAGGGGCUAGUGAUGAUGACGAUAAUUUCGAGCAAGACAUAAAAGAAGAAGAAGAAUGUCUUUGUUCAUCCGGGAACAUGCGAAAGUUGCAAUUCAGGAAGCAUGCUUCAACUGCUCGCUGGAAUGAUGAAAUGGGAAUGGCGGAAGUUUUGGAGAACAAGGGUAGCCUUUGGACGACAUCUGGCAUUGUACGUUGUGGCAAGAUUUAUUGUUCCAUUGAGGAAACUUUAUUUCUUAUUGAAGUUGGGGCUUUACAUCUUCUGGAUCAUGAUAAUUCAAGUCUUUCUCUGAAAGAUGUAUACAAGAAGGUAGCUGAAGGAAAAAGUGAAUGCAUUUGGGAGCAGUUUGAGGUUUAUAGGCACCUCAAAUCCCUUGGUUAUAUUGUUGGAAAGCAUAAAGUUCCAUGGUCUGUGAAGGGUGCUAGGAAUGGCGGCGAUAUUUCUUCUCGAAGUUCUAUUGAAAACAAAGGAUCAACAGAUUUUGGAUCAGAAGACGAGAAGUCGAUCUGUGAACUUAUAGAUGCCAUUCAGCUCAAUGAAGUGACACCCAUUUUUGAUGUUUAUCUUCCACAUAGCAAGUUUAGAAAGUCCUCUCCUGGUGAUCCAAAUUUUAUGGUCUGCUUGACUAGGGGAUAUCCACCUCCAAAAACAGAUAUUGAAGUUAUUGAAAGAAAAUCAGGAGGUAUACCAAUGAAAUAUUGUCACGUUGAACAUGGACGUGUCUGUUUCUUUUCAUUUGAUAAGGUGGAGCUGCCCGUCUUACCUUGACAUUGUUGUGGAUUGGUCAUGGUCAACUAGUAUAUUAUGCUAUUCAAAGAUUUAAUUUAUUGGAUUUGUGUUUGGUAUGUGAUUUGAAUCCUAUUUUAUGAUUUCAGACGUGUGUAGGAAUAGAAAGAAUACAGAUUAGGAGAGUUUGGUGGCAA
Cucurbita pepo subsp. pepo (vegetable marrow) is the source of this 1074-nucleotide messenger RNA. RefSeq names its product tRNA-splicing endonuclease subunit. The record is from RefSeq and is a predicted model, not a curated record. Gene Ontology annotation, biological process: tRNA-type intron splice site recognition and cleavage. NCBI's taxonomy places the organism in Eukaryota, Viridiplantae, Streptophyta, Magnoliopsida, Cucurbitales, Cucurbitaceae. Gene Ontology annotation, cellular component: tRNA-intron endonuclease complex.